Rubroshorea leprosula is the source of this 4059-nucleotide messenger RNA. The record is from the annotation of a GenBank genome assembly. NCBI's taxonomy places the organism in Eukaryota, Viridiplantae, Streptophyta, Magnoliopsida, Malvales, Dipterocarpaceae.
AUGAUACUUCCACUAUUAAUUUCUCCUAAAUACUUUUAUUCUCAUCCUUGUUUCACUUAAGUUUUAAGGCACAAUUAUAUCCAACAAUUUCAUAUAUGCAGGAACUCUUUAAUGGAUGUCAUAGAACCAGUCGUGGAUAUUGUGAAGGAUGUUGUACCUACAGUUAAGAAAUAUUUCAAGUAUCAGAUAUGUCACAAUGAUUAUGUCAAUGAAUUCAAAGAAAUGCAAACACAGCUGAAGCACCGACGGCAAGACGUUGAAGAAGAACUGCAUGCUCAACUUAGGCAGCCUGGGAAGAUUGCAAAGAAGGAAGUUGAAGCUUGGCUAGAGAAAGCAUACCAAGAAACUGCAGAAAAAGUGGUUGAAGAUCUAAUCUGCAAAGGGGGCUGUUUCACAUAUAUUUCGUCCUCAAGAAAGCUCGAUAAAAGGAUUCAGUCAUUGACUGAAGGAAUAUUUAAGCAAGGAGAAAAGUACACUAGUGCUGAUGAGAGUUUGGUCGUAGAUACUCCCUCAAUUGAUUAUUGGGCAACUGUAUUUGAAGAAAAGCAGGAGAUGCUGAAGCUUCGACAGAAGGACAUUGAAGCAGAAUUGGAGACUCAACUUAUGCAGCCUGGAAAGAUGGCAAGCUAUGUAGUUCAAGACUGGAUGAAGAAAGCAAGCCAACAGAUUGACAUAAAGGUUGAAGAUCUGUUCAGCCAAGGGGAAUGGUCCUCUCCAUCUGACCGCUGGAAAAAAAUUGAAGAAUUGAGGCAAAUACUUGAGCAAGGAAAAGAAUUCACUAAUGCUGGUGUGAUUUUGGUCAGAGAUGAUCACUCAAUCGAACGAUUUCCACUUCUCGUUGAAAAAUGUAGUGGCAGGGAUGCUAUACAAGAAAAAAUUCUGGAAUGCUUGAAGGCAAACAAGAUUACAAGAAUUGCAGUUUCGGGAAUGGGUGGUCUGGGCAAGACAACAAUUAUGAAGAAUGUCCACAACCAACUGUUGAAUGAAUCCAAAUUUGAGAAUGUUAUUUGGGUAACAGUGUCAAAAGACUUUAACAUUACUGUCCAGCAAAAAAAGAAGUUUGAUAUUCUCCAGUUUCAGAAAAAGAUUGCAAGUAGCUUGAAACUAGAACGAGAGCCAGAUCAUGAGAAUGAAACCAAGCUUGCUGCAUUGAUUUCACAAAGGUUGGGGCAGGGCAGCUUCUUGCUAAUUCUGGAUGAUGUGUGGGAGCCCUUUCCUCUAGAAGAUGUUGGAAUUUCUAAUCCAGUUGGAAAUAAUGGUUGCAAGUUAGUGCUCACGACACGGUCAAAAGAUGUUGCCCGUGCAAUGGAUUGUAAUGUGAUCCAUGUGAAACCUCUUCCACCUGAAGAAGCAUUAGAAUUAUUUUUGGAGAAAAUUGGAAGUGAAGUGUUUUCAGAUGGCAAAAUUAAAAGAGAUAUAGAGCCAUUUUUGAAGCAAAUUUUGCAGAAAUGUGAUGGAGUACCCCUUGCUAUUGUGACAGUGGCAAAAUCAAUGAAAGGGAAAUUACUUCCUCGUCAUUGGGAGUUGACACAAUCUGAAUUUAGUAAAUUUGAAAGCAUUAUUGAUUGUUUGAAAUUCAGUUAUGAAUGCCUAGAACAACAAUGCCAGGAGUGUUUUUUAUGUUGUGCAUUGUAUCCUGAAGAUUAUGAAAUAAAAAAGGAGGAGUUAAUUGAGUAUUGGAUUGAGGAAGGGCUUCUAUAUGAAGAAGGGAAAACUAGGGAGGCAAUGAAUUGCAAGGGUCAUGAUAUACUUGAUAAGCUAAUUGACAACUGCUUGUUGCAAUCGGUUAAAAAUAGAGGCAAACGAGAAUGUGUGAGUAUGCAUGAUCUUCUCCGAGAAAUGGCACUGGAAAUCAGUCCUCAAUUCUUGGUGAAAGCCGGCAUAGCCUUGGAGAAGUUACCAGAGGAGCAUGAAUGGAGAGAAAAUCUUUCGAAGGUUUCUUUAAUGAGGAAUCACAUAUCAGAAAUUCCUUCAAGCAUGCCAUCUCCAAAGUGUUCUGUGCUCACAACCUUGCUGUUGUCCAAUAAUGAGAUUUCAACAAUUCCAGAAGCUUUUUUUCAGCAUAUGCUUGGGCUCAAGAUUGUUGAUCUUUCCAACAAUUGUCAACUAAGAAGGCUGCCGAGUUCUAUCUCCAAAUUGGAGAAGCUUACUACAUUAUUGCUAUGUGGAUGUGAGGCCUUAACAGAGGUACCAGCAUUAUCCAACCUUGUAGGGUUAAAAAAGUUGGACCUUUUAGGGACAUCAAUUGAAGAACUACCGCAAGGCCUCAACAUGUUAACAAAUCUAAAAUAUCUUGGUCUUGGUGGAAGAUUAUCUGAAACUCUUGAUGAACCGCUACAAAAUCUCUCCAAACUUCAGCAUUUACUAGUAACUGCCGAUCUCCAUGCCGAAACAGAAUUUAAAUGGGAGACGAUUGGAAUUUGGGGGAAGCUUCAAAACCUUGAGAAGCUGAAUCUUUGUCUUUUGGAUAACUUGAAUAUGGUGUUUGGGGAAGUAGGAGCAAUUGCUGAGUCAGCACCGCUACCAGCUGGCACAUUUUCCUCUCUUCAAUAUAUUAGGGUUUGGCAUUGUAAUAAAAUAAAGAAGUUAUGCUCGGUAAGGUGGCUGGGAUAUCUCCAGAAACUACAGAUUGUUGAGGUUUGUUAUUGUGAGCAAUUGGAGGAGAUAAUAGGGUCUGAAUCUAAAGAUGGAGAAAAAGUCACUCUACCCAACUUAGAAAGGUUGGAAUUGCUCGGAUUGCCCCAAUUGAAGACCAUCUAUAGCGGUUCUUUGAUUUGUGAUUCCAUCAAGAAGAUUGAUCUGAAAUCUGUGUUUGAUGAAAAGGGUCUUGGUUUAUCGCCACUUGUACCUCCCACAAGCUUUUUCUCUCUUAAAGAAAUUAGGGUUGAUAGGUGUGAUCAAUUAAAGAAGGUAUUCUCAUCUGGAUGGCUGCUCCGCUACUUCCAAUCUCUAGAGACUAUUAAGGUUUCAAGUUGUUUCCAAAUGGAGGAGCUGAUAUCGUCAUCGGCACAUGGAGAAGAAAAAGUCACUCUACCCAAGCGUCUGACGAUUUCCGAGUGUGAGAAGCUAAAGAGGAUUCCUUUGAAUUUUCCCUUGCUUGAUAAUGCCCAAUCAUCUCAUCCUCCUACCCUCAAAGAAAUUGAGCAAUUGGGAUUCGGCUCGGUAACCACAAGAAAGUUGGAGGAAAUCACAUAUGCACUAGUUGCUCUUGCUAUUGGGUUUUCAAUGUAAUAUAAUCUUUGUUUUUCUUUUGCUGUGUGUGUUGUGUGUUUAAAUAUGUCCAAUUUUAAGUGGAAAAUUGGAAAUGUUUGUUUCUUUUUUAUCUGUGUAUUGUUGUCUUUGAAACUAUGUGGGAAAAAGACUUGAAACUGUAUUUGCUUUUCUUAUAAUAUGUAUUUCAAUUUAUUGCAUUUGCAUAUCUCCUCAAAUUUCAUUCAGCAACAUUAUCAUCAUCAACAAAAACCGAAACUUACUUUCAUCAACAAUAGCGACACACUCUGUUACUUUAUAUUCUUAGAAUUGCCCAAGGACUAGCAUUCAAGUCAGAGGACACUUCUCUUCUCUUUUUGCCUUUUUUUGUCUCUUUUUUUUUUUGGUGCAUCAUCAACAUUAAACUGUAUUUGCCAUUUUUUUCAUCAACAUUAGGUUCACUUAUUUAAAAAAUUUAGUAGUGUAACUAUGAAUCAUGCAUUACCUAUUGCGUGCUACCUUCUGUUUACCUUAGGGGAUUUAGCAAAAAUCAUGUUGCGCCAGUUGCAUGUGUAUUGAGACAACUACAGGGGGAAAUUAUAGAGCUUUCUUUGUCCUUUUUAAGUUUUCCUUAAUUGUUACAGUUUUGCCAUUCAUUUCUAGCCCUUAUUGCCCUACCUCAAAUUUGAUUCCUUUUUUCCGUAGUCUCUAUAUUUGCUCUUAAAGAUGUCUGGUUUGGCGAUGAAAAGAUUGACUAGAUUUUAGUAGUUUCAGUACCCUUGCUAGGUAUUUGCUAACUGUGCUUAAAGACUGUUGUGCUGAUGUAGUAUUUUAUUUGUGGUAUUGAUGCAAUAUAAGAUGUAAGAGCUU